This is a messenger RNA of Venturia canescens, 1777 nucleotides long. RefSeq names its product Parkin Interacting Substrate (gene Paris). NCBI's taxonomy places the organism in Eukaryota, Metazoa, Arthropoda, Insecta, Hymenoptera, Ichneumonidae. Bases 65 to 1141 code for a protein of 358 amino acids. The transcript has a single exon. The record is from RefSeq and is a predicted model, not a curated record.
AUUCGACGAAACGACGAGAGACCCGAGUUUCAAGAAAUUAUUGAAAAGAGAUAAGAAGAAGACGAUGACUCCCGGGAUUUUGCAAGAGCCCUCAAUAAUCGGUAACGAUCGAUCCAUCGGUGUCGGUAAAAAAAAUGCACCAAAUACGCACAGUAUUGGUACGCUAUCGUGUGACAAAUGUGCAAGAGUAUUUAAGAGAGAAAUUAAUCUGAGCAGACAUCGAGUUAAUUGUCGCAUAAGAAACGAAAAAGAAGAUGCAAGACGCAAGGAAAGUGAUGAUACGGAAAUUAUUGAAUCACUCAUGAUUGCGGAAACUUUGAAUUCGUCUCGGGGCUCCGGAAUUACUGAUAAAAGUUCGAGCUAUCGAUGCUAUUUCUGCGAUUAUACAACGGGGGAAAAAAAAUUAAUAAAACUUCACUUACGUCAGAACCACGAAGAAACUGCGGAGAAGAAUAAAAAAAGAAAAAAAUAUGGCGACGUGCCGGAGGAAAUAGUGGUUAAGGCGAGAAUGGAAGCAAACGGUCGUGUCUAUUAUCAUUGCAACGAGUGUGGCAAAAAUCUAUUUUCUCUUUAUACGUUCGCGGGGCAUAUGAGAAUCCAUACGGGCGAGAGACCAUACACUUGUCACUUGUGUGGCAAACAAUUUCGCGUUAAUCAGGGCUUGGCUCGUCAUUUGCAAGAGACUCACGCAGGAAUUAAAAAAUUUUCCUGUGACAUCUGUUCUCGGAUGUUCUCGACGAAACGCAACGUCGAGGAUCAUCGACGUAUCCACACCGGCGAGCGUCCCUUCGUUUGCAACGUAUGCGGCAAAACUUUCAAGCAAAAAGCCUCGCUAUUUGUUCAUAAUCGUACACACACGGACUUUUUUCCGUUCAAAUGUAAUUAUUGCAAUCAGGCCUUUCGUACCAGACCAUCCCUCGUUCUACAUCUUACGAAACACACCGGUGAGAGGCCUCAUACAUGCGAUAUAUGUGAUCGUUCUUUUCGCAUCAAGUAUGACCUCAAACGUCAUCGCCUGGUACAUUCGGAUGAAAAACCUUGGCGAUGUACCGACUGCGAUAUGGACUUUCGACAGAAGCGGUAUCUCGUCAAUCACAGAAGAAUCAACCACGAGUCCAGAAGAAAUUCCAAAAAUCAGUGAAGUAAACAACAUCGUGGGAAACAUUUUUUGGGUCGAUCAGGGCGAAGGAAGAUUUCAAAGUGCUCCUCAAUCGAUAUCUAAAUGUUGUAUAUACCGCGGAGACAAAUAUUUUCGGUGUGAUCUUUGCGCGAUCGUCGUUUAGCAACGAGUGUCUCACGGAAAAAAUAUUUAAACGUAAAAUUACACGCAUAAGUGCGGAAUUUGCACAAUCACUCUUUCGGACGAAAACGAGAUCUGAAAAAGCGCGAGCUCUCGUAUACACUGAAAUUAAAUCGUACCCCGUUGCGAAACUUGUGAGAAAAUUUUUCGAAUCGCUGAUGGCUGUUUGAAACUUUAUGCACAAACUCAUAUAAAUGAGAAAGCGUAUGUUUGCGGAUAUUGCGACAUGUCUGAAUGACCGAAACGACUGAACGAGUGCGCGUGAAUAGCCUGACGAAUUUGAGUCGAGGAAAAAGAGUUUAUUAGAAUGUUGAUGAAAGAAAAAGAAAAAGAAAAAGAAAAAAAACGAGCGAAGAAUAUUACAAGAAAAUUUUCGUCGUAACGCAUAAUGUGCAUCAAUCGAUGCACAGAUUCAACGAUAUCUUUUUCGAUGAUUUACGAUGACAGAGGAAUUGUAUUUGUGUUCACAGGUCCCAC